AUGGUCCCAACUGACUUGCCUCCCGGCAUUCGAAAGGUCAUCCUCAUCGGACAGCGAUUCAAAAGUCGGUACUUGCAACGACAAAAUCUGUCCUCCUAUUCCACGUCGAGUGUUAAUAUCGUGGAGCUUACUAUUAUGGAUUGUGGUCUUCAGGGCAUUGAACCGCAGACUUUUCAGGGGCUCACAAAUCUCACGAAACUGGAUGUUUCUAAAAAUGCCCUCUCACGGAUUCACAGACGGACCUUUGCAGGUUUACGAUUAGAACUGCUUCGGCUGGAUGACAAUUUGGGUCUUUCUUUGUCUCCAGGGGCCUUUGAAAACCUCUCAGUUUCUUCCCUUUCAAUUCAGAACUGUAAUCUUCGCAGUCUGACCUUCAAAGACCUUGAACCUCUGAUUCGAACUGGCACACUCUCCACCCUCCGUCUGACUGGAAACAGCCUGACUACCCUCGAAUCCCGUCUCGAACCUCUUUUCCUAUCCCUCAAGGCCCUCUCACUCUCCCAGAAUCCCUUCCGUUGUGACUGUGAACUUGUGUGGUUGUCGAAAAUGCUCCAACGAAAGCAUCAAGAUGAGGCGCAAGAUAUCCCUCCGGCUCCGGUCGGGUUUGAGAACUCCCUUGUUAACGAUGACUUCAGAGUGUCUACCGAGAUCUACCCAGUUUGUGCAUCUCCACAUAGACUCUAUGAAAGAAAGUUAAUUGCUCUAACGGAGGAGGAUUUCUUCUGUGCACCACCGCAACUGCGGGCCCUUGAACUGGACCUUAAAGGUCACCAGCAGACAACAGAUUCUAUCAGUGAGUCAGCGGGGGCUGCUGUUGCGCGCCUCAAGUGCAUCGCCCAGGGCUCACCGGAACUCCGUCUCGGCUGGUACCGGCGAACGCGACGUGGUGACAGCAAACAGGGUGCCGACUUUCUAGAGAGUCUCCUCGCCACACAGGUUGUUUCGCCCGGGGUGGCGGAGAUUGUUCUUCAUCAGCCGACGCCCGCCGGGGGUGUGGUGGAGGACGAUCAGUUGACCUGCUUUGGGAGUGACACCUACGGAAACAUUAGCGCGGAUGUAACCCUCUCCUGGCUCAACCUCCGAGAGGUUGUCGGUGCGGGUAGUGCUUCUGUAGGAACGGCUGUCGCAAUAGCUGAAAACGGGAACGUUGAAGAGGCUGAUGACGACUCCCGACUUCGAGCUCUGGAGUCGGAGAGAAUGGAUGAUUUCUUCUUCAGAGUAAGCGCUUUCAGAGUUGGUAGUAUGCUCUUUUUUGAAUGGCGUCAGGUUGUGAAACUUAGUUUUUCUAGCCCUUGCGAGUUAGAGAGGCAUGACAAUUUUAAUUUCUGACGAAUAAAAUCUACUCACUUGCUAGUGACACUUACUGACGAAACCGUGCAUUCAAAUAAAAAACCUCGCGGCACAGGCCACCCUACCAGGAACGGGACUGAAAGAGUUUGUGUGGGCGUGGCGAGUAUUCUGACAUGAUAAAGACUUUCAUCAAAGAAGUAUAACAUUGGGCUUCGGCCGUUUUUCGUUCGGCAUCUGGGAGGGCGGGUGUCUAAAAAUAACCAGUUUUAAAGAAAUUAAGUCUCGUACAGAUCUCAAGGUCUGACCCUCUGAUAGCAGCGGUUGUUUGCAAGUAAAUUUAUUGAAUCCAGACAAAAAGUUCCCGAAAUAUUUUUGAUGACGAAGAGCAACGUGAUCUGCCUUGUGAAGUUUUCGAAUAAGCGUCACCAGUAGACCACCGUAAGAUAAUUAAUGGACAAUCAAACAAGGACUCCAAAUAUUGGGGUUGAAGAAAAUUAGGAAAAAUACUGUUCAAUUUUGGUCAAAAGUUUACCUACUGUUAAGUAUGCUGACACGGUAAAAGUGGCGUAUAGUUGAAAUGUGAGAUUCCUCUAUUUGAACACGAGCAAGGCUGCGAUGACUAUUUUGCUCAUAAAUUGAUAUUUUGAGAGUGUGCGGCACUCUACGAAGGAAAACUUGGAAAUACCUCUUGCAUGCUACUGGUUGGGUCUUCUGCAAAGCCAAUGGGACCAACUGCGUGCGCAUGCGCAGUGUCUAGGGGAAGGCGAUAACCACAGCUCCCAUGAGGAGUAUUUACAUGGCCAUUCUAAAAACUUUAACACUGUCUAACUUAAAAAGUCGCUCACAAUAAACAUUUAUUUCCCAACGGAUCUCGAUGGGAGGGAGAGAACAAAUAUUUCUUCAUAGUUUUUGAGCUUGUGUGCAUACGCCGGAACAGACUAUUUUGCUCUGAAUGCGCAAUCUUUAUAACAAGACUUUCGGCCUAGCACAGUCGUUUUGUGGCUAAAUAAACUAACCUUGUAAACACGUCCAGCGGAAAUACGUACAGUUGUCUAGUUGUCAAACGACAGAUAUUAGUUGAGGGCACGGGGCAGAACGAGUGAACUUUGGGUUAAAUUGCCUGUCGCAGGUUGUUUCUUGGCCUGGGUCCUUAAUCAUUAAUUUUUGCGGGUUAUAUAACAUCUCAGUAAUUACACAUUUUGCUAGAAGAGCCAAAUUAAAGUCGCCUAUUGUUACUUUUAUUAUUUAUGAGUAUUCACAUCGUACGAGGAAUUAGAUUUUUUCUUGCGUGACACUCUGUUAGGCGAGUAGUUGAAAUCUCAAAGAUGCAGAUACGGAGGUCAUAUUCAAAGAAGUCACAAUUAGAUACGCUCCUCUUCCUCCUCCCCCCUCGUUCAGUGCAUUAUAAUGGGUGCCUUAGAAUGCUACCAAGAUGCCGUUGGAAGAUCCUCGGUACCAGAAAUUUCACUGUUUUGCCCAAAGGCAAGCCCGCUGUCAACAGUCAUGUGUUAAGCACUUCGAGGUUUGUCUAACACUUCGUCUAACAUCUCAAGUACCUAAGGAGUCCCACAUCCCUUUCAGUCUAUGAAUCACUUUCUGCGGCGUAUCACUGGCAUUCAUGCAGCACGUGUUUUUACUAGUGAGUAGACUAGAGUCUUAAAAGUCUAAGAAACAGCGGUUCGGUAAAAAUCGCCCCCCGUCUCAGACAUCCCAAUCACAUGUACGCGAUAAGCAUGCGUGGGCUCUGCCUAGAUUUCGCUGAUUUCAGCGUCUUCAUAUAUGAGCUAGGCAGGCUUCACGUCAUCAAAUCGCUCAGGUGAAGCCUAGUCUUCAGAGAUGUUCACUAAGAACAGAACAUGUGCAGAAAUACACAGGACAAUCGGUGCUGGAAAACGUUUGAAAGAGAAAGACUGUGCUGUUACUGGUCUUCCUCAGGUUCGCCCUCCGUACUCAUUCUAAUUGAGUUCCCCUUCAUUUUGAACGCCCCUGUUUUAUUACGGCGAAAUUGGUAUCCCAUCUGAGCCCUCGCCUCUCAGAGUUGCCAUUCUACUUUCUGCACUUAGUUCUGCAUUCAUUUUGCGCGUCGACUACGGUCUCAAGCCCUGGUUGCUGGUUGUAUAUUCCUCCUGCAAAAAUCUUCGUCGCCUGCGCUUAAUUUCACACGUGCCUGGAGAUCCAUUUCUUAGCCUUUAUUCCUACAGAUAAAAGCACUUUGGAUGGGUGUGCAAACAGGCAUACUCCCCUUGCGUCUGCUGCAGUCGUCUUCUUAGUUUGGGACAGUCGCGUUUUUGCAGUACGCACACAUAGACACAACACUUGGCGACAUUUUCGAGAAGCAUGUUUAAGGGAAAGUGCAGCUUAGAAGUUGGAAUUAAACCUGACUGGCGGGCUGCAAAAGUGCAAGUCAUCUAGAUUUUAGCAUGCUGGAGAUGGAAUGGACAUCUCUCCUGUCACCAGUGAAACCGUUACCUAAGCAACGUCAAAAAUUAAUUUUGCAUCUUUCCAAGGUCCAAAUUUAUAAAUCACAGUUUGUAGACAUGAGGAAAAAGCCUUUUUUGGUAUAGAUAAAUGGGGAAAUUGCGUAUUUUGAAAUUUAUACUUGAAUCAGGGGGCAUUUUGGUCCCUCAAGUAGUCUUCACAAACGAGGGAGAACGCAGACUGGCCUUUAAAAUAAACAGGUAAUGGCUGAUUUUUAAAACCGAAAAACUUCUUUACUCAAGAUACCCUUCUAGAGGAGAGAAAUUUUCCCGUGAAAUAUGCAUAUUUCCCGUAAACUUCGUGCAUUCGCUCUAAAAAUAUAAAUUUGUUUGAGCAAGAAUUGAAAAGGGGAAAUCACUCUACUGGCGUAGUGAGUACGAGGGUAACUGGAAGAAGAUUAUUUCACUUGUCAGUUUACUCUUGCAUAAUCAUUGACUGGCAGUUCGACCGUCGACUCCGAAGAUGUCCACCGUGUGCCCCACAGCACUGUUGGGGCAGCUACGGUGACCUGCUCGUCAACUCGUUUGUGGUGAUAGUAGAUUCGCGCACCAUUUAGCGCACUCUUUCCUCAUCCCACAUCUAAGCUCGCUGUCAAAACAAAGACUACUCACUCUCGCAAUCUCACCUAAGUAAUACAUAUGGUCAGAUAGCAUGCCUGGGAAAGCUCAGUGCAUUUGUAAGCAAGUGGAUAAAUAUACAUUUUUCACAGACAAGAGAGGAGAACAGCUGCUGGCCCAAAGACCCAACGGGGACUUGCGCGGAUCUGCUUGCGGUGAAGUAAGACAGCGCGGCAUCCACCCCACCCUCCGUCCCCGCGCCCACCCCCUUUUUAUGGCGGGCCAGACUCCGGACGGAUGAAGAUGGUUGCAGGUGCGGUGGGGGCUGGCAGGAAGCCACUGAAGCCACUUUUAUGCCUAUCGCAUACGUGAUUAUCUCUGCUUCCGAAAAAAAAAUAUUUUCAAAUGAUGGAGUCUCGCAUCUCACAUAAGUGAACGUAUUACAGGAGGAUUUUUCGACUAAAGCACUACGUGCUUACUGAACAUGUUGCUCUCUCGCUGGAAGGAGUAGUUGAAUGGAAAGUUUCCAGAUUCCCAGACUGACUGAUCAUAUUUGGGCGCGCACUUUGAGAUUUGGCGAUAAAUCGAUCACGAAAAGGAUCGCGAUGUGGAUUUUGCUCAAAAGCGAGGCAGCAGCCCCUUCAAGAAGCACAGCGGUGCAUUAAGGAUUGGUGUCUUUCCUUUUAAUACUAAGGUGGGAUUCGGGUUAUUUCUGAAGAAAGCACGGUUUUUUGGCCCCCUUUUCAUUCCUAUCACACAGGGUCUCGUUUUCCUCUCAUUGCUGCGACCAACAAAGUCUUGUAUUUUUAUUCAUGUGUUCAUCUCCCCGAUUUUAAUGACUCCAGAAUGUAAGUGAUGUUUGUUUCAUAACGACAUAUUCCGUAAAGGUACUGCCGACGACCGUCCUGCAAUUUCGACUAUGAAUACCUCAUAUUAUCAACAAAUACUAGCCCUACUUCUUGAUCAUUUAUUUGGUGAGCUAUUUGCAAUUUUAGCAAGUUCGGUUCAUAGUCCACAGCGAGGAGGGGUUAAAUUUAUUAAUGUUCCUGCCCAUAACAGUACUAUCCUUUCCCUCCCUCCUUCCCUCACUGCCUUCGUGUCCCUUCUUCUUUACCCCGCCUUCCCCAUACUCCUGUUUUCCAUAUGAAAAGCUUCAUUUCUACAACUGACAAGGGAAGGGUUAGCAAUAUACUUAUUGCUCUUGCCCUGUGUUUGUUAAAGAGCACCGGUACGCUGUGCUAAGCUGGCCCCUCUCUAACGGGUAGACGCCUACGCCUUCGUGAGGGCUUGUUGUGUACGCAAGAAAACACUGAUCUUGACUGGCGGUUUAAACACUUUUGCAUCCAUGUGGGACAAUAAGACAAUUCGACCGUCGAUUCCGACGAUGCUCACCGUGCGCUACACAGCAAGAUGCGACAGACACGAUGACUUGCGCGGGAAUUAGUUUAUGGUGAUAGUAUACUUGCUCAGAAUCUACCACACUCUCUUCCCCUCCUCCACCUUGACCUGGUAUGAAGGCAGAGUCAAGAAGAUCGGAGGGGGGGGAGGAGGGCGCAGGUGGAUGGCACGACCGGACUCGCACCUAGGCCUACCACCACACCCCUGGUCCACAACAUACACUUGCUCAGAAUUUUUCUCCAACAACAACAACACCCCAAUAGGGGGUCAGAAGGACGAGGGUGGCUGGAUAGCCAUGCCCACCCCAUGUACACCCAACGGGAGCGAAAACACAUCCACCGACAGGGAAUUAGUUACCAAAGAACUGUCGGCGAACACCAGGCUGCGAGGGCCAGGGUUUGCUGAUACUGGCAUAGCACACGCUUUCAGACCUUUUGACAAUGUACAGCCAUUACCACCGCCAUCAUAAAUACUAAUACUGUCGCUGCUACCACUGUUACUGCCGCCUCGAAGACUCCGGUUUUCGCGCACACUGGAUUCCUAUGCACCUUAAAGCGAACAUGAUCUCAUCAGGGUCGGGACGGAACUAGAGGUCACGUUCGGCAGGCGAAUUCUCCGUAUGUCUUUGGUACCUGUAUCUCUCUAUUCACCUUGACUGGGGACCAUUUUUAUUGCUGCCGCAGACGCUGGACGAUCAUUUCGCCAAAGGGUUGCAAUUCAACCUGAAAUAUGCCGGAUUGCCCUCUCGACGACUAGAGAGCUGAGUGCACGGAACGGCAGGCAAGCGCCAAAACGGACACAAAAUGGAGGUGCGAGCUCACUUCGGCUGAUUUUGCCGAAAGCUUGCGUGUGAGAGUCGGUAGGUGGAGGGGGGGGGGGAAGGAGGGAGAGAAAGCUGUUGAGCUUUUGUCGGGGUGGGGGACUCGGGGCUUUUCCUUCUGCUUUUCUGGGCCGACGCCUGCGGAACUGCCGACUGGUUGACGGGAUAGAGCUAGCUCUGGUUAUGCUUCCCCUAGUCCUCGUGGGGUUUUGUAGCUUACACGCACAUGUACGAUCCACUGGCACACAAACACAGAUACGAGGAUAUGCACCACGUCUGCGGUUUGUCAGCCCGCAGCCUCGACACGACUCACUCCUCAUUUCGCCCUAGUCUAAUUGCGUGUCUGAAUUAUGGGUAGAAACGCAGUCUGCCACAAAGUUGCUAACCACGGUCAACAAGACACCAACCCCUGUUACUGAAGAGAAAACUUUUACCGUUAGUUCUAGCUUUCACAUUGCUAUUCUGAAACCAAUACUACUGAAGAAACUCAUUAAUCACCGUUCAGGCUUAUUGGAGAGCGGGACCGCUCCAAACCAUGCUUUGCGAUGUUAGACAACCUCGAUGUUCUCGGACAAAUAGAUCCCCACAAUUUUUGCGAGGGAAAAUUUGGUGUGCAUUAGUUCUCGACGAAUCAUUGCCAAGCCACUCAGUUUGAGGUUGUGGGGGAAUAAGUAAAGCAUUCGCGACACUGUCCGCAUAGAUAUUAGAUUGAGAAAACGGAUAUGGCAACAAUGGCAGAUGCGUACUUUUCUUCCUUCAUGGUUUUCUUUCGAUUUCGAAUUUGCCUUUUAAAACACCGGCCCCAGACCGAAGUAAAGUUAUUACUUGAAGGAGCUCUCAUUUCCUCUUAAAAAAUCUUAAAUGCAUACAGUAUUUUGCCAUUUUCAUAUUGGUAGUUUUUAAAGCAAGUUCCUUUAACCAUGUAGAUGGUAACGAGUUGCACUGUUCUGUCAGGUAUCUGCUAACUUACUCGGAAUAUCACGCCCAGUCGACGUCAACAUUGUAAUUGCUCUUAGUGAAAAUUUUAUUGUAAACUCAACGUUUUCAGCAAACUCCUGCUUUAUCAAAUAUUUAAUAUCUCCCUUCUCCUCUCCAUUUCUUACUUUCAGAAACAAUUUACCAUAUUGGAGCUCAUCGGAGCAGUAAUUGGGACAUUUACAGCAACAAUGUCACUUUUCCUUUGCGGCUACUGUCUAUUAUUCACGCAUCGGAAAAGGAACUCCAAGGAAGUUCGUGGACUCCUGAGGGAGAUUUCCAGUACGCAAUCAUAUCAUCAAAUCCCCAUGCCAAACGCUCCCAGAAAAGCUCCGGCAUAUCAGAUGCUAGAUCCGGGGCUAGUUUCCUCAACUGCAGCUACCUCCUACAUCGCCUCCUUUGUUGGUCCACUGGAGGACCUGGGAAAUGUGAUUUACACAAAUGGCCAGGUGACUAACGUCACAACUCCGGCCACCACUACGACUGCACACAACCCCCUCCUCUAUACUAGCUAUGACCCCACCAUUGCUAACGGCGCCCUCUACUCCGACUGUCCGACAUAUGAUUCUCCGCAGUCCCGACAACAUACGCCGAACCAGGCGCCCCCACUACCACCAAUCCCGGUGAGUGGUGCUCCAUCUCGCCCGCAGCUCAAAACGAAUUCCUCUGAGGCCACUGCUUCAAGGUCAGGCCUCGCCAGCACCCCUAAUCUAACCGAAGGGGGCACUGGAAAUCCCCCCAGUCUGGAGGCUAUGACAGGCUGCUAUGCGGGCAACUCGUUAUUUGAGGGAGCAGAUCUUUCCAAUGCAGGUGCCGGUUUCGACACGUCCGCUCUGUCCAUUUCAAACCUUUCCGGUGGCGUGACCGCUGACGGACUGUCAGCAGCUGCUGCUGCCGCCGUGUUACAUGGCCGUCUUCUGGAGGCCAAUGCACAGAAUCUUUUGUUUGCACAACUGACGCAUCGUCGCCUUCCACCAGCCCGGAUGCGGCCGGUGUAUCAGAAUCAGACUCUGGCGUAUGGCCGUUGA
This is a messenger RNA of Spirometra erinaceieuropaei, 8546 nucleotides long. The record is from the annotation of a GenBank genome assembly. Lineage: Eukaryota; Metazoa; Platyhelminthes; Cestoda; Diphyllobothriidea; Diphyllobothriidae.